This is a messenger RNA of Funneliformis mosseae, 578 nucleotides long. Lineage: Eukaryota; Fungi; Glomeromycota; Glomeromycetes; Glomerales; Glomeraceae. The record is from the annotation of a GenBank genome assembly.
AAGAUGAUACUUCUGAUGCUGGAGGUGGCGGCGGGUCUUCAGAAAAAUUCCAUAACCCCGCUUCGAUACGAGCAGCAGCUGCAAUUCUUGCUUUUUUAGCCACAGCUUUAUCAAUAUUCUCGGUUUGGUCUCACUUCAAACAUUAUAGAAAACCGUCCCUACAAAGAUAUGUAGUGAGAAUAAUUAUAAUGGUGCCGAUUUACUCAAUAUCAUCGUAUAUAAGUUUGGCAUCAACUAAUGCAGCACUAUACGUUGACGGUAUAAGAGAUAUAUAUGAGGCAUUUGUAAUAUAUUGUUUUUUCAACUUACUCGUGAAUUACUUGGAUGGGGAAAGAUCGUUGUUGAUCUUAUUACAUGGUCGCCCUCCAACGCCUCAUCUUUUCCCAAUCAAUAUAUUCGUAAAGGAUAUGGAUAUUGGAGAUCCUUACGCUUUUUUGUUUGUUAAGCGUGGGAUUCUUCAAUACGUUUAUUUGAAACCGAUCCUGACAGUCCUUACAAUGAUAUUAAAGUGGGCUGACACUUACGAAGAAGUUAUUUUCUAUGUUUGUACAAAGGAUGACUUGAUGCCAUAUCGGUAA